Molecule: messenger RNA, 1184 nt
Organism: Sardina pilchardus (European sardine)
Lineage: Eukaryota; Metazoa; Chordata; Actinopteri; Clupeiformes; Clupeidae
Gene: grem1a
Product: gremlin 1a, DAN family BMP antagonist
Exons: 2
Coding region: 128-694 (188 amino acids)
Biological process (GO): animal organ morphogenesis
Molecular function (GO): BMP binding; receptor ligand activity
Source: RefSeq, a predicted model, not a curated record
UUAGUGUACGCUUUCCGCUUGAACCAGAUGAGCCGUGGAUGAGCUGUUUCACAUUACUGUUUCGUCCGGUGUUUACUUUGUAUCUCUUUGUCCGGUGCUCUGUCGAGUCGCUACGAACACUGGGCACAUGUUCUCAGCUUAUGGUCAGAAGUCCGACAGGAUGAAGAGAGACACAACUAUUGCUGCGGUCGUGGUCUUCUGGCUACUUCUGAGCCCAGCGAGGGGCAGAGGGACCGGGGGAUUUCAAGGCGCCAUUCCCCAUCCCAAUAAAUACAACCCAAACCAGUCGGAACAAUCGCCGCAGACACCACAAACCAUAUUCAGGGGGAUGGGGCCGCCUACACCAGCUGAGGAGGUGCUGGAUUCUAGCCAAGAGGCCCUGCAUGUCACAGAACGCCGCUAUCUGAAGCUGGACUGGUGCAAGACGCAGCCACUCAAACAAACCAUUCAUGAAGAAGGCUGCCUCAGCCGCACAAUCAUCAACCGUUUCUGUUAUGGGCAGUGCAACUCUUUUUACAUCCCUCGACACGUCUAUCAAGAGGACAGCGCUUUUCAGUCGUGCUCAACUUGUAAGCCCAAGAGCUUUACCACUGUCACGUACACGUUAUUCUGUCCUGGGAAGCAACCAAACACCAAGAAGAAACGCGUCCAGCGCGUAAAACAGUGUCGCUGUACGUCCAUAGAUUUGGAUUAAUAAAUCCCUUUAUAAAGCUUUUUGAACGGACUGCUAUGUUCACCUGAGAAAAAAAGGUGAUGAGGGGCGAAAGGACUUUAAGCAGGUUUACAAGACUCCGCACCACAGCCCCUUGUUUCACACUAGUGCGUCUGUCGGUAAACUGACGGUCCAAUUUGUCCAAGUGCAUGUAAACUACAGGCUGCGCAUAAUUAACAUAAGCCUACUUUCGUGAAGACAUACUUGCUUGCUCAUAUAACUGAUUCUUUCAGCAUGGGGAAAAGGUUGGGAACAUUAUUGGAUCAUAUCUCAUCUGCGCCAGACAGAGAUGUGUCAAUCAGUAUAUCCACUGUGUGGAUUUGUAACAAUAGUGCACGCUAAUUUAAUCUUAUUGGUACAGUCAUUGUGAUCAAUGUCACACAAAGAACUUUCAUAAUUCCUGUUUUUCUGUAUGAUACAUUAUUAAAUGUUUGUUGUAUCGAAAUAAACUUAUUUUUACAUCUUUUAAUAA